Molecule: messenger RNA, 2520 nt
Organism: Zasmidium cellare ATCC 36951
Lineage: Eukaryota; Fungi; Ascomycota; Dothideomycetes; Mycosphaerellales; Mycosphaerellaceae
Exons: 1
Coding region: 1-2520 (839 amino acids)
Molecular function (GO): protein binding
Source: RefSeq, a predicted model, not a curated record
AUGUCGUCCUCCCUCACCCGCCGUGUGUUUAGGAGCAUCCUCGCCAACGAACCCAUCGUCCACCGCGGCUGCCUUCGCCGACGACACUAUGGAACGACUCGACGGCUACAACUUGCUCCCUCCAGGCCUGCAGCUUGCAAUGGGGGUAUAAAGCCGAUCCAGCAGCGGAGGACGCUCUUUGGCAUGUUCGGCGGAGGCAAGAAAAACGACGCCCAAGAUGCGGACAUCGACCCUGGCGUGGAGAAGAUGAUGGAGUACGUCAAGAUGCAGAAGAUGAGUGCGAGACUGCCGCCGCCCAGUGAAGUCGUCGAGGCUUUGUCUCAAUUCUUCAACCAUAAAUACAAAUAUAAAAAUCGGGGCUCCCAGCAACCCAUCGAGGACACCCAAGCCGAGCUUGCGGCCAAGAGCUUGCAAUAUUGCCUGGACUCGAUCAAGCCCGUUCACUCUGACGGGCCGAAAACCGUUGUGCCUUUCAAAGCUCUCGAGAAAGGGAGGAGGGCCUUGAGGCGCACCGUUUCGCCGACUCCCAGCCAUGUCCAUCUGGCGUAUUUGAUUUAUCAGGCCUUCUCGAAUACUUCGCCUGUCCGGAGGCUACUAGCCGCUGUGACAUACGUCUCCUGUCUGGCUUCAUCGGGUCGCGUUCAGGAAGCUCGACAGUUUGUGCUGGACUUGCAAGUUCCGGACGACACUGCAGCACCCAGUUCAAAGCCUUCGGACGAAGAUGAUCUGCCGAGUAGCGAAUUUGUGGAUGAGACUGUGAACCCUCCGACGUCUUCUCAGUCUGUCUCCGCCCUAUGGUCUGAGGUCCUCCGUGGCUUUGCUCGACAAGACAGCGAGAGCGCAUUGUUAGAAACUCUAGACAUGGCGCGAACUCACGUUUCCGGCGCGAUAUCACAGCUCCCGACCCACAUGCUCGACUUCUACCUCCGCAAAGACGACCACGACAAGGUGAAAUCCUGGUUCGUGGAGUACUGGCAAGCGAGUGGAGAGGACAUCGCGUCUGACCAAAGCAAAAGUCAAAGAGCCGACAUGGUCGGCAAGGUGCUGCGGUGGUGUCUACAACAUGAUCAGAUUGACUUUGGUCAUGAUGUGGUCAGGCAAGCCCUGAGCGAAACUCCUAGCAAAGGGAUCUGGGAUGCUGUCUUCGUCUGGGCAGCUGGGACUGGCAAAGGUGCCGAUGAGAUAGACCGCAUGUUCACCGUAAUGGAAUCCGCCAACAAGAAGAUCGCUGAUCCCACAAACUGGAACACUCCAAACACUGCGACGAUCAACGCUCUCGUCGAAUAUGCAACCUCCAAGAACGAUCCUUACCUCGCCGAACGGUUCAUCGCAAUAGGGAAAGCUCGCGACAUUCACCCCGAUGCCAACACCUAUGUCUUGCAGAUGAAGUAUCGUCUAAAGAUAUCAGAUGUUGACGGUGCGCUCAUUGCCUACAAGAACCUGCAGUCCAUGGAUCUCUCCUCCAACCACGACGUCCCCACCGUCAACGAGCUCAUCGCAGCACUGUGCAAGAGCAGUCGCCAUGACUUUGACACGAUCAUGAAUGUAGCUGCUGAUCUCUCGGAUCGAAAAGCUCGCUUCGAGCCCGCAACUGCAACGGCCUUGUCUUUGCUGCAUCUCAAUCGCGAUGAAGUGCAUGAUGUAACUGAUCUGAUGAACACGCAUGCAUUCCAUUAUUCAACCGCUGAGCGAGAAGUGGUGCGACGAGAUCUUGUCGCUUAUUGCUUGGAUCCGAAGACGCCGCUGUCCCGCGUGUGGGAUGCGUACAAUGUCCUCAUCGAGAUCUUCGACGAAAUGGCGCGAGACGAGCGAACGCAGAUCAUGCUGGUCUUCUUCCGGCGGGAAAGGCCAGACGUAUCGGUGAACAUCUUCAACACUAUGCGAUCACAUUAUCGCGAGGACACAAUACCAUCGAUCGAUACAUACGUGGCAGCGUUCCUUGCGUCGGCCAAGCUGAGAGAUUUGGACAGUCUGGAAGUCAUCCACAACCAGCUCAAACUUGACUACAACAUCGACGCCAAUACAUACCUGCUGAACGCUUUGAUGAUCGGCUAUAGUGCGUGCGGAAAUCCAAGACGUGCACUUACAUUCUGGGAUGACAUCGUGGCGAGCAAGGAAGGACCGACCUACAACAGCAUCCAUAUUGCACUGCGUGCUUGCGAAAAGGCUCCAUUCGGCGAUCUGAGAGCAGAGAAGAUCUGGGCGAAGCUGAGAAGCAUGAACAUCGAUCUUGACCAGGAGCUGUGGGCGUCUUACAUCGCAGCUUUGGCGGGGAACGGAAAUACCGAGAAGGCCAUUUCUACACUUGAGGAGGCCGAAUCAAAAGGCGAGCUGGAAGUUGAUGCAUUCCUUGUGGGAAGUCUGUUCAACGGCUGUUCUGGACAGGCGCCUCAGGAGGAGGUCGAGAGCUGGUCCAAAGAGAGGUUUCCGCAGAUCUGGGAGGAGCUGGAGAAGGGGGGAGUUGAUGAAGAUGAGAAUGGGAUGAGGACGUUGAGGAUUGAUCGGACGGUGACGCCUUGA